Molecule: messenger RNA, 1032 nt
Organism: Amphiprion ocellaris (clown anemonefish)
Lineage: Eukaryota; Metazoa; Chordata; Actinopteri; Pomacentridae
Gene: ppiab
Product: peptidylprolyl isomerase Ab (cyclophilin A)
Exons: 5
Coding region: 36-800 (254 amino acids)
Biological process (GO): protein folding; protein peptidyl-prolyl isomerization
Cellular component (GO): intracellular membrane-bounded organelle
Molecular function (GO): peptidyl-prolyl cis-trans isomerase activity
Source: RefSeq, a predicted model, not a curated record
CUAAAUGCAUAUGCCUAUAAAUAUAUUUCAUUGUUAUGGUUUGGCUUCACAGAGCCUCUCCUCUCUGCUCCGCCCUCUCUGGUUGCCGAAGAGACCAGCCACUAGCCCCGCCCAUCUUACUUGUCAUUCGUCUGUUGCGGAGCUUGUCAGAGGGUCUGCGCUGUGAUUGGCUGAGUGCGUCUUUGACCUCACCGCCACAGCAGCUUUAUAAAACGCGGAGCUGGACAGACGGAGUGAAGCUGACGCGUCGCCAGGAUUCACCGAGCGAAUCACCAUCACACCCUGGGAGCACUGACACCACCAUGGGAAACCCCAGAGUGUUCUUUGACAUCUCCAUGGAUGGAGCUAACGCCGGCAGGAUCAUCAUGGAGCUCCGGGCUGAUGUUGUCCCAAAGACUGCAGAAAAUUUCCGUGCUUUGUGCACCGGAGAGAAAGGUUUUGGCUACAAAGGCUCCACGUUUCAUCGUGUCAUCCCUAGAUUCAUGUGCCAGGGAGGAGACUUUACCAACCACAAUGGAACUGGAGGCAAAUCCAUCUAUGGAGAGAAGUUUCCUGAUGAGAACUUCCAGCUGAAGCACAUGGGCAUGGGGACACUGUCCAUGGCUAACGCAGGGCCCAACACUAACGGAUCGCAGUUCUUCAUCUGCACGGCCUCCACCGACUGGCUCAACGGGAAACACGUGGUGUUUGGCAACGUUGUGGAGGGCAUUGAUGUUGUCAAGGCGAUAGAGAAGCAAGGCACAAAGAGUGGCACUCCUAAAGGCAAGGUUGUCAUUGCCGACUGUGGUGAACUAAAAUAGUGCGCCUCCUUCAUGUCCACCUGCUCUCCUAUAUCAUCGCAGUUAAACUCUAAGCAUCAGCGUAUCAGCAGUGUCACUAGAAAAAACACCCAGUGAACCCACUUUCUCCUCUUUAAAAUGUUUGUCUACUGUGUUGACAUUUGUUCUGUAAUAUUUUGUACCUUCUAAUCUGUCCUUUAAGGGCCACAUUUGUUAACAAAAUCAGAAUAAAAUGAUGAUGGUGUAAAUAAAA